This is a messenger RNA of Chinchilla lanigera (long-tailed chinchilla), 3855 nucleotides long. It is a transcript of the gene A1cf, whose product is annotated as APOBEC1 complementation factor. The record is from RefSeq and is a predicted model, not a curated record. Lineage: Eukaryota; Metazoa; Chordata; Mammalia; Rodentia; Chinchillidae. Gene Ontology annotation, molecular function: mRNA binding. Gene Ontology annotation, cellular component: nucleus. The coding region runs from base 131 to 1921 and encodes 596 amino acids. The transcript has 12 exons.
GACGAUUAGAACAUAACCACAGUGACACGUUGAAUUCGCCAAAUCAAGGAACCUUUUCCGGGUGGGGAUCUCUGAAAUUACUCAGUGAGCAACCCUAAUUACCCUGAUUUUUUGCUGAUAAUCACUCUCAAUGGAAUCAAAUCACAAAUCCAGGGAUGGAUUGAGCGGCACGCAGAAGGAAGCAGCCCUCCGCGCACUGGUCCAGCGCACAGGAUAUAGCUUGGUCCAGGAAAAUGGCCAGAGAAAAUACGGUGGCCCGCCACCUGGUUGGGAUGCUGCACCGCCGGAGAGAGGCUGUGAAAUUUUUAUUGGAAAACUUCCCCGGGACCUUUUUGAAGAUGAACUUAUACCAUUAUGUGAGAAAAUUGGUAAAAUUUAUGAAAUGAGAAUGAUGAUGGAUUUUAAUGGCAACAAUAGAGGAUAUGCAUUUGUAACUUUCUCAAAUAAACUGGAAGCCAAGAAUGCAAUCAAGCAACUUAAUAAUUAUGAAAUCAGAAAUGGGCGUCUCUUAGGGGUCUGUGCCAGCGUGGACAACUGCCGAUUGUUUGUCGGGGGAAUCCCAAAAACGAAGAAGAGAGAAGAAAUCUUAUCAGAGAUGAAAAAGGUCACCGAAGGAGUUGUGGAUGUCAUCGUCUACCCAAGUGCCGCGGAUAAAACCAAAAACAGGGGCUUUGCCUUUGUGGAGUAUGAGAGUCACCGCGCAGCCGCCAUGGCCAGGAGGAAACUGCUACCGGGAAGAAUUCAGUUAUGGGGACAUCCGAUUGCAGUAGACUGGGCAGAACCAGAAGUAGAAGUUGAUGAAGACACAAUGUCUUCGGUGAAAAUCUUAUAUGUAAGAAACCUUAUGCUGUCUACCUCUGAAGAGAUCAUUGAAAAGGAAUUCAACAAUAUUAAACCAGGUGCUGUGGAAAGAGUGAAGAAAAUUCGGGACUAUGCUUUUGUGCACUUCAGUAACAGAGAAGACGCAGUUGAGGCUAUGAAAGCUUUAAAUGGGAAGAUGCUGGAUGGUUCCCCCAUUGAAGUGACCCUGGCCAAACCAGUAGACAAGGACAGUUACAUUAGGUAUACCCGGGGCACAGGUGGAAGAGGAGCUAUGCUGCAAGGAGAAUAUACCUACUCUUUGGGCCACGUUUACGAUCCCACCGCAACCUACCUUGGAGCUCCUGUCUUCUAUGCCCCCCAAGCCUAUGCGGCGAUUCCUAGUCUUCAUUUUCCAGCCACUAAAGGACACCUGAGUAACAGAGCCAUUAUCAGAGCCCCUUCUGUUAGAGAAAUUUACAUGAAUGUACCUGUAGGGGCUGCGGGAGUGAGAGGACUGGGCGGCCGCGGCUACUUGGCAUACACAGGCCUGGGUCGUGGGUACCACCAGGUCAAAGGAGACAAGAGAGAAGACAAGCUCUAUGACCUUCUGCCUGGGAUGGAGCUCACUCCAAUGAAUCCUGUCACUUUAAAACCCCAAGGAAUUAAACUUGCUCCACAGAUAUUAGAAGAAGUUUGUCAGAAAAAUAACUGGGGACAGCCAGUGUAUCAACUACAUUCUGCCAUUGGACAAGACCAAAGACAAUUAUUCUUAUACAAAAUAACUAUUCCUGCUCUGGCCAGCCAGAAUCCUGCAAUCCAUCCUUUCACACCUCCCAAACUGAGUGCCUAUGUGGAUGAAGCAAAGACAUACGCAGCUGAGUACACCCUGCAGACUCUGGGUAUCCCCAUGGAUGGAGGAGACGCUGGGACUGUGGCCACUGCUGCCACUUCUGCUACUAUUUUUCCAGGAUAUGCUGUCCCCAGUGCAACCGCACCUGUCUCUGCAGCUCAGCUCAAGCAAGCGGUGACCCUUGGACAAGACUUAGCAGCAUACGCAGCCUAUGAGGUCUACCCCACUUUUGCAGUGACUGCCCGAGGGGAUGGAUAUGGACCCUUCUGAAGAUGCCUGUGUUUGAAUUUAGAGAUAAAAUACACAAAACUCUAUUACAGAAGAAAUGAACUGCUCAGUCCCCUGAUAACAUAAACCAUGCCUUCUCUAAAGCAGUGCCUUUCCUGAGACUGUAUAACUAAUAGCAUGUAGAGUCAUGAAAUAUGAAGUUUACUUCUCAAUGAAAUCAAAUGUUAAGGAGUCUCAUUUAACAGAAAGCAGAAGAGCCAUUGGCCCCAAAAGUUGUUCUUCCAAGGUUCCUGAGUGUCCUGGGAGUAUGUUUACAGUCCCUGACAAGCAAGGAGAGAGCUCUCAGCAGACAAGAACUGGAGCUCAGAAAACAUGCACCAGCAGUUACAAGAGAGGCAGUUAAACUCGAGUCUCAACUCUUGCUCACAGCUGCCAUAGGGACACAAAGUCAAGAAGAGGAAAAGCAAGGUGGGAAGACACUUUGCAAAAUUCCUUCACUGUGUGGGGCAUUAGCUCCUGCCUGAACUCAUGAAAUCUGUCCAAGAUUGAAUGCAUUCAGCAUCACUUCAGCCUGAAAGGUUACUCUAGCACUGAGUUACAUCUGCAGGCCUGUAUUCAUUACUUUGAUCUUCUUGCAGUAGCCAGACUACUAUCUAGCAUUCAAAGACAGUUAUAUUAAUUUGAGGUUAGUCUUGAAUUAUCUCAUCCACUUACAUGAAAUCUGCCGAGAAGUCCUUUACCUUCCCUUACUUUAAUUUUUAAUAAGUACAGGCAGUUUUAUUAUACCUAACCCAUUUGUCUGGAAAGUAUUACAGGAAAUUCUUACAUCCAUCACUGGUGAUUAGAAACCAUUCCUCUGUGCAAGGGUAUUAUUUGCCAAAGUCCCCUAAAGUCAAGGAACUCUUCCUUGGGAACAUCUCAUGGUGGUAGAAGAGAAGGAUGCCACAAUUUAAGAAUGGGGUUUAAAAGGAGGGACCAUCUGCCUGCCAUACUUGUAAGUGACUGCUUCACUCAAGACAAAAAUAACCAAAGUCCAAAACCAAAGUCUAUUGCUACCAUUCCAGACCCAGUGCCUUAAGACAUACAGCACCAGAAUUUCCAUUUUAAAAAAUUCAUUGGCCCUUUUGAAAUUCUUAGAAUUCAAUGGAAAAUGUAAACAUACAAGAGCAGAAAAUUUUGUCAACUCCUUACUAGAAUUCUGUGAUCCAAAAUCAAGCCAGAUUUCAGUCAGUCAGGUAAACUUCAAUCACAAUAAGUCCUUGUAAUCCUUCAGUUCUAUUAAAUCCAAUCAGAUCUACCAUCUUCAAAACUGAAAUUUGAAAAGGCUCUGUGCUUUCUGGUUCACAUUUAGCUCCUCUCAAGACCAUUGUUCCCAAACUUGGCUACACAUUUGAAACACCUAGACAGCUUAUAAAUACACUUACACCAAGACUACACCUAGGACCAGUUACAUCAGGUCUUAGAGUGAGAGUUUAUCAGUAUUUUUAAAAAAUUCCUCAGUGAUUUCAGUGUGCAUCUAUGUUUGGGAGCUGCUGUAGUCUUUAAAUUUCCUUUCUAUCUCUUUCUAUUUUCUUCUAAUUUUACUUUCAUUAAAUAGAAAAAUGCAAGGAAAGAAUAUCUAAAUUAAAACAAAUAAGUUAAAACCAAAGCCUACUGCUAUCCAGAUCAAUCAUAAGUAUUGUGAAUGUGUAUCAUAAGUAUUAUGAAUGUGAACAUAAUUCAUAUUGGUUUCAAACUCUUAAGCCCAACUUUAAAAAUGAGAAAAUAAAAAAAUUUCUCCUAAAGUAAUUCUUAUAUCCAAAUUUAUGCUCCCCACAGACCUAGUUUUAUUUUCAAGUGUCCUUUGAGGAAGGCAAAGUUGUAUAUAGUCUAAAGAGCAUUCCAAAUUCCAAGAAAGUUUUUUUUGGCCCUUUUUUGUUUUUGUUUUCUGAGACAGGGUCUUAUUAUGUCACCCAGGCUGGGCUCAGACUUACUGU